Messenger RNA from Rhipicephalus microplus (southern cattle tick), 5030 nucleotides. RefSeq lists its product as uncharacterized. The record is from RefSeq and is a predicted model, not a curated record. Gene Ontology annotation, molecular function: chromatin binding. NCBI's taxonomy places the organism in Eukaryota, Metazoa, Arthropoda, Arachnida, Ixodida, Ixodidae. Gene Ontology annotation, cellular component: chromocenter; nucleus.
AGUAGAAAUGCGACUGCUGGCAUGCUUCCUCCUCGAGCAAAUAUAUCAAAUACACGCAGCAAGUGACAUCCGAUCCGCCCGACUCGUAUUACGCCUUCGCAUUCCAAAGCUACGCUAGGUAUCCGCGAUGCCGUUGAAGAUUGCAGGCAGUUCGUACAGUUGAUCCGGCGAUGGGAAGUGCCGAGAAUCGGAGUCGUGGAGAUUCCUCGCUGUCAUGAAGGAACGCGCACGCGAUUUGGGCGUGUGCGCAUGCGUGGUUGCCUGUGUGGAGCCCCAUGGAACGAACGGCUCACUGAUCGCGAUGGCGGGUCCGGCGCAAGACGGAGACAAACUUUUAAAAGGCUCUAAAAUAUCAGUUAUUGUAGAGGAGGCUUUAAUCGAUGUCAUUAUAGUCUCUUUUAACUAUGGUGGCAAGGUAUUUCAAGGCGCAUUGCUAGACGUCACGAAAAAGAAUAUUCCCUUUGGCAUCAGCCCUUGGGGUGGACUAGAUCAAGAUCAAAGGGGCAGCAGCACGCGAACGCUCGCUGAAGCUGUGGCGGAAAGAAGUGACAAAUUUCAUGCACUAAAGCAGAGACACACCUACUUCCAAGAAAAGCCCAAUGAUGAACUCCCUGUGCCAAGUCGAUCGUGGGCGAAGUCGCGCAAAUCAACAGGGCGCAACAGCCGUGACCAAAGUGUGCGCAUGCGGCGGCUACGCCCGAGACAGGUGCUUUGCUCACAUUGCCGGGCAAUCUGCAAUGAAAAUUCUGAGAAUGUGCAGCUUUCAAGUGUUAAAAAAGAGUCACCUCCUGUACUUAGCUCAGUUGGUUGCUUGCCUGUUUCCAAAUGUGAACCUGACGUUCCAGCACGUAUUCCUUCAAAAACUGGAGUUGCAAAUGACGAGGACACUAUGAUCAUACAGACAUCCCCAUCUCCUCGAACUGAGGAGUCUCCAAGGCCAAAGCAUGCUGUCUAUGCCAGUGUGGCCGAAAGCCUUGACUUAAAAAAUGCCCAGCUGCCAACCCAGGCUGGAGCAGAGGAGUUUCAAUCUAAAAGCGAGUAUCAGGCUGUCGCCCUAAUGCCUCCUGCAAUCAAUAGAAUGAUAUUGCGCAAGCGCAAGUGGAAUGAUGCUGAAGAUCUUCCACGAAGCAGCACAGACCCCAUGGAACUGGCGACGCCACACAACAAGCUCGUUCCGGUUCGAGCUGCCCUGACGAAAACCAGUCCAGUGAUUAAGAUCUCAUUUGCGAACCCUCAAGGGAAAGGCACAGUUGUCAAAAUCCCAGCCAAACUCCAGUCCACAGGUGCCAGCGACACAGAUGGAGACAGCAGCAUAGAGUGCUCGCCUGUGAGACCUAGAGACACAAGUAGCGCCCGGGCUGCCAAGAAGGCUCUCAAGAAGGCUCACAGGGACCACCACAAAGGUCCUGCUCUUGCUCCAGCUUCUCCAAGCCUAGCAAAGCACAAGGUCAAGCAUCACAAGCACAAACUGAAGCGUAAACGGAGACAUCGUGAGCCGCCGCCUGAUGAGCCACGGAAUGAUGUAGAGAACAGCCCUAACUAUGGGCUGGAAGGUAACGAAGUUGUGGAACCAGCUGAAGGCUUACUGGAAGAAGGGCGUUCUCACAAGCUGUCCAUCAGCCUGCGGCGCUUGGGUGCUAAGGCAUACAUGAGGUGCAGCCCAAAGUAUGACGACCUUCUCGCCAGUAGUGGUUCCGGCAGCGAGUGUGGUGACGUACCCGAGUUCCCCAUACUAGAUCCGUUGCGUGAGAUGGACAAAGUGAAGCCGCUCAUGAUGCGCAUCAGCACACACAAUGUUAAGCGCUGCACCCUUGAUGGGGGCCGCGAAAUGGCGGUGGGUGACAUAGUUUGGGGCAAGAUCCAUGGUUUCCCGUGGUGGCCCGGCAAAGUGCUGGCCCUGAGUGUGUCACAACGUGACAAUGGAGCUGCCAUCAACCAGCAGGCCCAUGUUGCCUGGUUUGGCUCGUCCACCUCAUCCUACAUGCCAUGCCACCAGCUGAGCCCCUUUCUGGACGACUUCAAGGCUCGUUACAACAAGAAAAAGCGGGGCCCCUACAAGGAAGCCAUCAGGCAGGCCACACUGGAGGCCGCUGCCUGCCAGGAACUGCCCCCAGAGUUGGCUCUAAUCUGAACCUCAUUGCUGGGCCAUUGAGGGUCGUAAAGCACCACCCCCGUCCCGUUUUUACUUGGCUGCAAUCAUUGCUGAUUUCUCUCUGCAAGUCCGCUGCAUAACAGGGUAUAGAAUGUGAUUCAGGGGUAAUCUUGAAUCAUUGCAGUAUACACAUAUAUAUAUAUAUAUACAUAUAUAUAUAUAUAUAUAAACGUGUUACAUAUAUAUAUAUAUAUAUAUAUAUGUAAAUAGGCUCUAUUUUUGUUUGCCGGAGAAGUAGCAUUUGCUACAAUGCACCACUGGCUCUGGGCAGGUUCCGUGGUUUCUAGUCACGAGGGCAUAUGCCAUUCACGGGCAGCAGGUGCUGCCCCUCUCCGGUGGGCCCGCUGGUCCGAGCAGUUGUAAACUUGCUGCGGAAUUUGUCACUUGCAGCCAUUUCCCAAAGUGAGGAUGUCGAGUGCCUUUUCAUCUCUUUCAAGCGUUUUCUGGGCCUGACAUUUGGCCUCACUUAAGUCAUAGUUUUGUGCAGUAAUUUGCUUUUUUUUUCAUAUUGUUUGUUUUCAAGCCUGUUUCCAGGGAGGCUAAUGUAAAGCUGUGUUAAUCAAUGAUGUUUGCUGUACUCCACUUUUCUACAGGUAAUGUUUCUUUAUGCGGUACUUUCGUUUCAUCCCUCCUUGACUGCCAUGUUUAUACCUGUGUAUUUGACAUUCUCUUUGUAUUCUUGAGUGUGUUGUGCUAUAGAAGCUUCUUUGUGUGCCAUUUCUGCAUUCAUUGUAAAGUUCAUUUUUUGUGAAUCACUGCUUUUGGUGUACUAUAGACCUUAUGCAAAAUUGCUGCCAUCUGUCGGCCGUCGUGUGCAUACUGCCAUGUUAGCGGCUCGAGCGUAGCGCAGUAUGCACAGUCCGUGUGUGCGUAUGUAUACGUAAGGUGUAUUGACGUGAGGCGUCUAUUGGCUGAUAAUCGCAACGCCGACGUUAAUGAGCACUGACAUUGCAGAGCACACGAGCCUCAAGCAUUUUUGCCUCCAUCAAAAUGCUGCGCCCGGGAUCGAACCCGCGACCUUAUAAUCAUAUGGUGGUUUCGGUUAAACCCCACAUAUUAAUUAAUUAUUGAGUGUGCCGAGCACAUCGAAUACUUGAAAAACGUUAACAGUCAUGCGCAAGUCAUUUCACUAAACGGCAGCUUGUCGCACUCCAAAAGAGAAAACGAAAAAAAAAAAAAAAAACAUGAAACAAAGAUGCUUGAACACCGUAGCUCCCUUCUCAGAAUGAAUUGAUGAUGCACUCUUGCUUUUUUUCAGCGUGUGCCUUUACUGAAACGUAAUAAACAAAACAUAUUAAAUGAAUUGUUGGCGCAAUAAAGCUCGUUGCGUAAAGGUGGCUUCUGUGUAAAUUGUACGAGCAACCUUCACUUGGUAAAUGGUUGCUAGCGAAAACGUUGCAAAAACUGCCUUGCUUCGGCGUGCAGCAAUUUAUGGGAACACGAAUACAAAUGCUAUUGCACGUCUUACUUACUUAAAAAGGAGAACGCAAACUUGUGUUUCGGGACAGUAGCCGGAGCACACGCUGGAAACAUCAUCAGCUUGAAAAAAUAACAAGGGGCAAAGUUUACGGCUCAUCUUUCUUCAGCAUUCCAAGUUCCUCUCUGUGUGCAGCAAGGGACGCAGCAAUAUGCUGGCAUUGCGAUUAUCUGCCAAUACACGCCGCGCUCGAGUCUCUAGCAUGGCGUUAUGCACACAAUGGCUGACAGGUGGCAGCAAUUUUGCGUAAGGUCUAUACUCCUAAUUCUCACAUGGUAACUUACAACCCAGUGCUCAAACUAGUGUCAUCUGUCAUCAGAACCACUUGUCACUACCAAGGUAAAGGAAGGUUGUGCAUUAGAUUUUAUAGAAAACAUGUUCAGCGUAUCCUGAAGUAUGCAUUUUUUCUGCAAUAGUACAACCAAAACAGCCGAUCCUGCAGCUAUCUGGGGCGCCUCGUGAAAGAGCUUGGAGAUUGCUAGGGGAAACUGUUGGGAGUUGUCUUUUACUGCCAUCGAUUCAGAUUGGUGUUCUGGCAUUGGUCAUGAGAAAUUCUGGUAGUGCAUUCAAUGUCUGUUUUGUGCUUUUUGCCCGGAGGCUAUCUAUCGGGCACUGCAGCCAUUUAUGCCUAAUGAACUUUACAAGAGCAAGAAGUGACUGAUGACCCGUACUGAUAUUCUGUAAUUUGCGCAGACGAUCUUGUGUGCAGCUCCUGUGAAGUUAAUCAAGAAUGUGUUGAAGCAAGUGUUUUCCCAAAGUCGUGCUUGCAUGUCUUUUGAAACCAUUGGCUUCCAAAACUGACGAUUAGAAAAACCUGUUGGUGGUAGCAGCUGCUGCAUGUAGCAAAACUGUUCACCUGCUAGUUCAAAAGGGUUGCCUCAGUUAAUUGUGGAACAGUUUUUUGGAAAGGGACUGGCAUGCCAAGUACCCAUUGAGUUCCAUCUGUUGGUGCUUGUGGUAGCCACCCUUUAGUGUGCAUCAAUACAUUAGGUUGGCUGGCCCCUUUGGUGUAAGUUGAAAUGUUACUGUUGUGCAUUUUGAAAAGUGUGUUAAGGUGGACAUUUCGAAGCAGUGUGUCCUUGGACUGAAUGCAAUUGGGCAGUAGUCCUCAUGCAACAAAGCUGGACCGCAGCAGACUCGUGCAUUGUGUGAUGGCCCCUACUGUGAUGACGAUGUUGACCUCGACUGAUGUAAAGCUGUAUGUCUCCUGCGUUGCACUGACUGUGAGGGAUGCCAUGGUUGAUUUCAUGACAAUUCACAUUGCAGGUAUGUUUGACCUUUCCGGUGUGCACAGGCUGUGUGUGUGUGCUCUUAGAGGUAAUCUCAUUGUAAAAAUGUGUACAACAGGUACAAGUGCUUGAAAAAUAAAGACUGUAUUCACUUGGAACAGUUUGUCCCAGG